AUGAGCUCAGAAGCAAUAACUACUAAAAAUAAGGCGGACGUUAUGUCGAGAUUGAACGUGCCUGAGGAUUGUCCGAAAACCAAUGCCCAUAGGGUGACAAAAACUAUCGUCACAUCGCCAAAAAUCUACAAGCCCGUCGGGCCAUACAGUCAAGCCAUUCUGACUGACAAAACGCUGUACGUAUCAGGAGUUUUGGGGCUUGACGUAGACGCUCAGUUGGUCUGCGGAGGCGCCGAGGCCCAGGCGAGACAGGCGCUUGACAACCUCAGACACGUGCUCGAGGCGGGCGGCGCCUCUUUGGAGUCGUGUGUCAAGACUACCAUACUCCUUGGCAAUAUGGACGAUUUCCAGGAUGUCAAUCAAGUGUAUGCAGAAUAUUUCCCAAAAGAUUUUCCGGCGCGGGCUACGUACCAGGUGGCCAAGCUGCCGCUGGGCGCGGCCGUCGAAAUCGAGGCGAUUGCCCUCAGCGGCGACCUCGUCGUGGCUGAAGCGGGCCCUUGUCCCUGUGCUCGCUCUUAGUGCCCUCAAAUAUACUUCUCUCUUAUGCUGUAGUAUCGCAUACAUAGAUCUGACAAGACUAUCUGAUUUUGAGUAUUUAUAACGACCGUGACCGUGGAAAAGGGGUGACAAAUUAACCUCUUUUUCCAGAGUAUUUCAUUCUACUAGGGUACUUACUAUAAUUUAGAAAUUAUAUCAAACAAGCUAAAGCGGCUAUAUUUAAUUAAUUUUGAUGAUGCGUUUCUUAUCUUAUAUUGAAUUUGCACUUAAUAAAAUUAUUUAAUUUAAUUUGGUGCAUUACUAACUACCAAUCGUAAAUUCACAACAUUUGCCUAUGGAUUUUAUAGAAGCACACGACUACAUUGU
Amyelois transitella is the source of this 864-nucleotide messenger RNA. It is a transcript of the gene UK114, whose product is annotated as 2-iminobutanoate/2-iminopropanoate deaminase-like. Gene Ontology annotation, molecular function: deaminase activity. Bases 1 to 519 code for a protein of 172 amino acids. The transcript has 3 exons. NCBI's taxonomy places the organism in Eukaryota, Metazoa, Arthropoda, Insecta, Lepidoptera, Pyralidae. The record is from RefSeq and is a predicted model, not a curated record. Gene Ontology annotation, cellular component: cytosol.